UCGCUUCUCUUCACUUAUAGAUGGUAGAGGUACCCGCACAAUCAAUUUAGACGCUCAACGAGUGCGCACAUGGUUUCAGAGGACUUAAAUUGAAGUGUCUUCCUUUGGGAGCAGUCAUAAUCCAUUUCAACGCCCUACGAUCAGUGUUAGUUAACGAGAAGAGUGCAUAGUUCCGUGAAGUGAUAGUGUGAAUCUCGCAUCAAGAGUGAGUAAUAAUCUACAGUGAUUGAGUGUGAUUAGGAAUUGUUCAGAAGAACGAAAUCCUGAAAAGAUAAACUAACGAGCAUGAGUGCUACCUUGAAGAAUGUCCUUGUGGUUGGUGGUGGAGGUCGUGAACAUGCCAUGUGCUGGAAGCUGGUCCAGAGCCCGAAGGUGGCCAAGUUGUAUGCGCUGCCCGGCAGUCCAGGUAUCGGCCAGUUGGAGAAAGUGACCCUCGUCAGCGAUAUCAGUGUGAAGAAUCUCGACGCGAUAGUUGCAUGGUGCAAGAGCAACGCAAUCGAUCUGGUCGCGGUGGGACCGGAGGACCCGCUUGCCCAGGGAAUUGGAGAUAAGCUCCAGGCGGCUGGGAUCAAGUGCUUCGGGCCGAGCCUUAAGGGUGCUCAGAUCGAGGCGGAUAAGAACUGGUCCAAGGACUUCAUGCACCGGCAUGGAAUCCCGACGGCGCGGUAUUCUUCGUUCACCAAGGCGGACGAUGCGAAGGCGUUCAUUAGAAGCGCUUCAUUUGACGCACUGGUGGUCAAGGCAAGCGGGCUGGCGGCCGGUAAGGGCGUAAUAGUCGCCGAAAACAAGGACCAAGCCUGUGCAGCCGUCGACGAAAUCCUGGGCGACAAAAAGUUUGGAUCAGCCGGAGACGUCGUGGUGGUCGAAGAAAAGCUAACCGGCGAGGAGGUGUCCGUGCUGGCCUUCGUCGAUUCCAAAACCGUCCGCGUAAUGUUGCCGGCCCAGGACCAUAAACGGCUGCAAAACGAAGACCGGGGUCCGAACACCGGUGGAAUGGGCGCUUAUUGUCCCUGCCCCAUAAUCACUCAGGAAGAGCUCAAGAUCGUCACGAGAGAAGUGCUGCAGCGCGCCGUAGACGGCCUACGCAAGGAAGGAAUCAAAUACAACGGCGUACUGUAUGCGGGAAUGAUGCUUACCCCCAGUGGACCGAAAACACUGGAGUUCAACUGUCGCUUCGGGGAUCCAGAAACGCAGGUCAUUCUGCCCCUUCUGGAAAGUGACCUAUUCGACGUGAUGGAGGCCUGUUGCGACGAUCGCUUAGAAGGAGUGGAGUUGAAAUUCCGACAGGAUGUUCACGCCGUAGGGAUUGUCAUGGCCAGCAAAGGCUAUCCGGAAACGUCUACGAAGGGUUGCGUUAUCAAAGGUCUGGAAGCGAUCGAGAAACGUCCGGACCAUCUAGUGUUCCACAGUGGAGUCGGUAAAAACGCAGAGGGCGCCUACGUUACCAAUGGUGGUCGAGUUUUGAUCAACGUAGUACUUCAGCCGAGUCUACAAUCAGCAGCUGCCUUGGCUUCGGCAGCCUGUUUCGACGUGAAGUUCGAUGGAUCCCAGUACCGGACUGAUAUUGCUCAGAAGGCAUUGAAAUAUUCGCAACUGACAUACAAAGCCUGUGGAGUUGAUCGCGAGGCAGAGAGCGACCUUCUGAAGAGGAUCGAACCGUUGGCCAGAGGUACUGACCGUCCAGGUACUUUGAGAUCUUUCAAAGGAUUUGGAGGCCUACUCAGAAUGAAAGAGGUUACGUAUGAGAACAGUGCCGGAAAGCGGGUCACCUACAAUGAUCCCGUGCUGGUACAAGGAACGGAUGGUGUGGGAACUAAGUUGAAAAUCGCUGAGGCCAUGAACUAUUGGGACAGUAUCGGUAUCGACUUGGUAGCAAUGUGUGUAAAUGAUGUCCUUUGUGCCGGAGCAGAGCCAUUGGCGUUCUUGGAUUACAUAGCAUGUGGUAAGCUAGAUGUUCCGACGGCUGCCCUGAUCGUGAAAGGUAUAACAGAAGGUUGUCGCGAAACCAACUGUGCCUUGCUGGGAGGCGAAACGGCUGAGAUGCCUUCAAUGUACGAACCCGGAAAGUACGACCUAGGGGGCUAUUGUGUUGGAGUUGUAGAACAUGACGCGAUCCUUCCAAGGGUUGAUGAUAUCAAAAGUGGAGACCUUUUGAUCGGACUCCCAUCCAGCGGAGUUCAUAGCAACGGUUUCAGUUUGGUCAACAAGAUUUUAGAGGCCAAUGGAUACAAACUAAACGACGUUGCUCCAUUCAGCAAAUAUAAACUCUCGUUUGGGAUGGAGUUGCUGAAACCCACGACACUCUACAUCAAAUCAGUGUUGCCAGUUUUACGAAAAGGGCAAGUGAAAGCUUUAGCACACAUAACCGGUGGUGGAUUGGUAGAGAAUAUUCCUAGAGUCCUAUCGACUGAUCUGGCUGUAGAAAUUGACGCUAAUUGGUUCAAAAUUUUGCCAGUCUUCGGUUGGUUGGCUGCCAAUGGUAAUGUUCCAGACUCUGAAAUGCUGAGGACAUUCAACUGUGGUAUUGGUAUGGUGCUUGUGGUACCUCCCAAUGAUAAGUCCUGGGAAUCGCUGAAGGCAUACGGUGGCGCAAUCAUCGGCAAGGUUUUAGAUCGCAAAUCAACUAGUACUCCACAAGUCGUUGUUAACAACUUCAGUCAAGCGAUCGCGGAAGCUUCCAAACCAUUCAAAGGUACCAAAGCUAAGGUAGCCAUUACAUACAAAGACAGCGGAGUCGACAUUACAGCUGGAGACAACCUGGUAACGAAAAUCAAGCCUUUUGCAAAAGCUACCACCAGAAAGGGUUGCAUCGGAGGGUUGGGAGGAUUCGGUGGUCUGUUCAGACUGAAGGAAGCCGGAUCUUUCAAGGAUCCCGUUCUGGUCCUUACUACCGACGGUGUUGGCACUAAGUUGAAGAUCGCACAACAGAUCAACCAACACGGAACGAUUGGUAUUGACUUGGUUGCCAUGAGUGUUAACGAUGGACUGUGUAAUGCGGCUGAUCCAAUGAACUUCUUGGAUUACUACGCUUGUGGUCAUCUGGAGGUUGACGUAGCCGCGCAAGUAAUCUCAGGAAUUUCCAAGGGUUGUAUCGAAAGUGGAGCAGCUCUGCUCGGCGGAGAAACCGCCGAAAUGCCAGGCAUGUAUGAGAAGGGAAGCUACGACCUCGCAGGGUUUGUUCUGGGCAUUGCAGAAUACGAUCAUCUACUGCCAAGAACUGCCAGUGUCACCGAAGGAGAUUUCAUAAUUGCACUGCCAUCAUCCGGCCUACACAGCAACGGAUUCAGUCUGGUCCACAAAGUUAUGAGCUACACAGGGUUAAGCUACAACGAUCGAGCUCCUUUCAGCGCAACCAAUAAAUCCCUGGGAGAAGAACUUCUUACACCGACUCGCAUCUACGCCAAAGAACUUCUUCCCAUACUGAAAUCCAAUCUCGUAAAGGCUUUGACUCAUGUAAAAAUCGGCGGACUUGCUGAGAACCUGUCAAAAGUACUUCCACAAGGCACUCGGGCUGAAGUAGACGCAUCUCAGUUCCAUAUUCCACCCGUAUUCGGAUGGCUGUCCAAAGCUGGAAAUCUUUCUGCGCAAGAAAUGCUUCAAACAUUCAAUUGUGGUGUCGGAAUGGCAUUAGUAGUUGCCAAGGAACACGCCGAAACGGUUCUCGAGAAACUUCAAAGCAUUAGAGCGACUUCGAUAGGAAGAGUUUUGAAAUCCAGCCCGGUUGAACCCAAAGUAACCGUACUCAAGUUCGUAGAAUCUCUCAAAACGUCCCAGCUGACCUGCUGUCUUCCCAAGAAACGCAUUGCUGUUCUGAUUUCUGGCUCUGGAAGCAAUCUUCAAGCUCUGAUCGACGCAACAAGGGACACAACCUUUGGCAUUCGCGGAGAAAUAGUGUUCGUUCUAGCGAACAAGGACGGUAUCUACGGAUUGGAACGGGCAGCCAAAGCGGGUGUCCCGUCUAAGGUUAUCCUGCAUAAGCAAUUCCCAACGCGGGAUCAGUUCGACGCAGCUAUGUCAGAAGAGCUGGAACGACAGAAAAUAGAUCUGGUCUGCUUGGCUGGCUUUAUGCGUAUUCUUUCCGAAGAAUUCGUCAAAAAAUGGAAAGGUCGUCUGAUCAACAUCCACCCUGCGCUGCUGCCGAAACACAAGGGAAUUCAUGCCCAACGACAGGCGCUGGAGGCCGGAGAUUCCGAGUCGGGAUGCACCGUGCACUUUGUGGACGAGGGAGUUGAUACCGGAGCCAUCAUAUUGCAGGAGAGAGUACCGGUCUUGAAGAACGACACCGAGGAGACGCUAACCGAAAGAAUUCAUCGUGCUGAGCACGGGGCAUUCCCCAAAGCACUUCGGCUGGUGGCCAACGGUUUGAUCAGUCUCGAUAAGGAUGGUAAGGUGCAGUGGCAUUGAGCCUAAAUAUGGGUAGUGCAAGGUAGUGGUAGAUUAUAGCGGUAGGUUUUAUUGUAUGAAAUAGAAUAUUGGAUUUGAUAACUGUUUACACUGCAGAAUUACAUAAAUUGAAUAAAAAUUAUAAUGAAUAAUUAAUAAAUUCAAUAAAAAGAUAUUUACUGGGACAGUCA
Messenger RNA from Aedes aegypti (yellow fever mosquito), 4574 nucleotides. It is a transcript of the gene Gart, whose product is annotated as trifunctional purine biosynthetic protein adenosine-3. Gene Ontology annotation, biological process: adenine biosynthetic process; 'de novo' IMP biosynthetic process. The coding region runs from base 286 to 4404 and encodes 1372 amino acids. Gene Ontology annotation, cellular component: cytosol. NCBI's taxonomy places the organism in Eukaryota, Metazoa, Arthropoda, Insecta, Diptera, Culicidae. The record is from RefSeq and is a predicted model, not a curated record. The transcript is spliced from 7 exons. Gene Ontology annotation, molecular function: metal ion binding; phosphoribosylamine-glycine ligase activity; phosphoribosylformylglycinamidine cyclo-ligase activity.